UCCAAAGAAUUGGAACUUCAGAAUGUCACUCACUGCUUUUGAAUUGAUUUUGAUCAUAUUAUAGAAAGCUUUGCACUCAAAUUGUUUUAGUUUGAUUAUCGAAUUCAAUAUCCUUUUAAUACAUCGAACGAACACAAUUGAUAGAUCUGUUAUUGCAUUUGGUCAUGUGAUAGUAAUCGACGUAAUUUUAGUAAUACCUUGUGCAGUUCCUUCCUUUGGUUUUUAUUUUUAUUUUUCUCUGUAACAUGGCAUAGUUGAUAACAUGACACGUCUUCUCCAGUUUCUUAAAUGUAUGCAUAACUGAAAGUAACUAAUUUUAUGAAAUACAACAUCUAUUUUUACGGGAUAAUAUUUAUUAACAAAUAACUAAAAGGAUUGAGUCAAGACUGACAUCCCUGUGUGUGUGAUCGGAAUUCGAAUUUCUCUGCGUCCGGACUCCGUCGAUCCGUCUCCAACAUGAGCAGUGGGGAGCUCCUCAACAUCGAACCUCUCAAACUCAAGUUCCCCUUUGAACUGAAGAAGCAGAUCUCAUGUUCUCUUCAAUUGUCUAAUAAGACCGAUGCUUAUGUCGCCUUCAAGGUGAAAACAACCAAUCCGAAGAAGUAUUGGGUUCGUCCGAACACUGGAAUUGUCAUGCCGCGAUCUACUUGUGAUGUUAUCGUUACCAUGCAAGCACAAAAAGAGGCUCCGCCUGAUAUGCAAUGCAAGGAUAAGUUUCUUCUUCAGAUCGUAAAAACUGUUGAUGGUGCUAGUACGAAGGACAUCACUCCGGAAAUGUUCAACAAGGAGUCGGGGCAUGUGGUCGAGGAGAGAAAAUUGAGAGUGGUGUAUGUUUCUCCUCCUCAAGACAAAUUGGCAGAGGAGCUACUGAAGCGGGAAGGCAACAAAAGUCGUGGAGGUAUCAUAUGUCAUUAUUGGCUUAUUAAUUGGCUUCCUUGGCAUAAUAAUGGGGUACCUCUUGAAGAAGACCUAAGCAGUUCUGUGCUUCAAUUUGAUCGUAGUUUCUUUGUUCCUGACUUUCAAGCAAUUAUGAGAAAAGUGAAAAUAGAGUAAUUCUGCAGAUGUUGAUUUUUCUUUUUCUUUUUCCUGUUUCUUCUCUUUUUUUUUUUUGGGGGGGGGGGGGGGGGGGGGGGGGGGGGGGGGCGCGAGGGGGGGGAUAACAUUUUUGGAGUAGAAAACAUUAGGGAAGUUGUGGGUCUGUGAUUAGUCUGAUUGUGAACUGACUCAUACUUUCGGUAACAUGCAUUCUUUUUGUAACUUACCUUUCGUGGUUCAUCUAUAGUGACUAAAUGAUAAUGUCAAGUUGUCAACUAUAACCACGAAAAGAGUAGACACAAAUGUGAAAGUGACAAGUUUAACAUAUUUGCAAUGAAUAAAUUAUUCUUUUCAUCUC
Vigna angularis (adzuki bean) is the source of this 1393-nucleotide messenger RNA. RefSeq names its product vesicle-associated protein 1-1. Gene Ontology annotation, cellular component: plasma membrane; endoplasmic reticulum membrane. The coding region runs from base 457 to 1053 and encodes 198 amino acids. NCBI's taxonomy places the organism in Eukaryota, Viridiplantae, Streptophyta, Magnoliopsida, Fabales, Fabaceae. Gene Ontology annotation, biological process: endoplasmic reticulum membrane organization. The transcript is spliced from 6 exons. The record is from RefSeq and is a predicted model, not a curated record.